UAAAACAAAGCUUAUCGUGCAAUCGCAAGGGAGAGGCUGGGAAACCUUCGACGUCGUUUUUUCUCUAUUACGUUUCUCUUCUUCCUGCGGGAGCAAGGGCUGGAAGAGAGAUGAAAACCCUAUGUCUAUGCGAGGCCUUAACGGGACAAUUUCCCUCGUCAUUCAGUCAUAUGAAGUUAUGGAAGCCGCCGAGCUUUGAGUUUACGUCUUCCUCGGCCUCGAAGUGGCGCUCUGGCUGUAAUUCAUUCAAGUUUUCAGUACAAAGUAUUAAACAUAUGAAGGAAGAGAUUCCGUCAUCAGGGCACAUUCACGGAGAGAAGCGUGAUAUGAAGUUUAGAUGCAUUAAAAAGUCUGAAUUUUUGAAUCUGGAGGAGAAUAAAGUUGGAUACUUGAUUGAUGAAAUUCAACAAAUCAUAGAGAGGCAUCAUAUGGUUUCAUUCCCUAAAUUUCAUGCUGGAUCAAAAAUGGCACUCCUUAUUGGUAUCCUCACUUUUCAAGCAUAUCAGCAGGCGAUUGCUGCCCCAGAAUUUAGUCACGGAUUGCCGUCUCUUUCCUUCUUUGAGGAUCUGGGUGAUAUUAAUACAGGUUUUGCUUCAGCUUUCUUGUUGAUCUUUUUUUCUGAGCUAGGUGACAAAACCUUUUUUAUUGCUGCGCUUUUAGCUGCUCGGAAUUCUGGUGGUGUUGUUUUUGCUGGUACAUUUGGAGCACUUGCGGCUAUGACUAUUGUAUCUGUAAUUCUUGGCCGCACAUUCCAUUAUGUUGAUGGCAUACUUCCAUUCAGGCUUGGUGGGACAGAUUUUCCAAUUGAUGAUUUUGCAGCUGUUUGCCUCUUGGUUUAUUUUGGUGUUACUACAUUGCUUGAUACUGCCUCUGGUGAUGAAUUGAAGAUAAAGGAGGAACAACAAGAGGCAGAGUUAGCGAUCUCAGAGUUCCGAGGCAAUGGAGCAGGACUUACUGCUGCUGCCAGUACAGUGAUUAGUACUUUCUUCCUUGUCUUUUUCGCUGAAUGGGGUGACAAAUCAUUUUUCUCUACCAUUGCACUUGCUGCUGCCGCUUCACCUCUUGGUGUAAUCGGGGGAGCUCUAGCUGGUCAUGCUUUUGCAACUUUGCUCGCAGUCUUAGGUGGCUCAUUGCUGGGAACAUAUAUCUCUGAGAAGCAUAUGCCGGCUUCAAGAACACAAGCUCAAGCCUGAUUCAUAACAAACAACAUUCUGUGUCUCAUCAUUAUUUUGGAUCUUCUCUUAAAAUACUUUAAUUUUCUUUUAUAAUAUUUUGUUACGUGA
Molecule: messenger RNA, 1283 nt
Organism: Phalaenopsis equestris
Lineage: Eukaryota; Viridiplantae; Streptophyta; Magnoliopsida; Asparagales; Orchidaceae
Product: GDT1-like protein 1, chloroplastic
Exons: 12
Coding region: 111-1193 (360 amino acids)
Biological process (GO): calcium ion transmembrane transport; Golgi calcium ion transport; manganese ion transmembrane transport
Cellular component (GO): chloroplast thylakoid membrane; Golgi apparatus
Molecular function (GO): manganese ion transmembrane transporter activity; calcium ion transmembrane transporter activity
Source: RefSeq, a predicted model, not a curated record